AUGGGUCAACCACUGCUUGUUAUCGAUGGGGAGGAAAGAGGCCGAAUGCUCUUUCUCGAUGGCAUGGAAGUCGAAGCCGAUCCCCGCUUGCCGACAUGCUACUCGAGCAUGGUCGCGGAUCCUUCCCAAGGGAGAUGGAAGAAGUGCGAAGGGGGCGUAGAAGAGUCGCCGGCUAAUACGGGCAACUUCACUGGCCCAUGGAAAAUAAAUACAUUAGAGGGAAGCUGUGGCGAAAGAUGGUCAGAGGAGCACCAGGGGCAAGGACACGCUCCCCCCAUGCCGUACUGGAAAUGGGAGCCUUCGGCGUGCCGACUGGAGGAGGUCGACCAAAUCAGUUUUUGCGGCGUCAUGGAGGGGAGGAAGGGCUUGCUCUUUGUAGGUGAAGGCCGCGUGGUUCGGCGCCCGAAGAAAGAUGGCUUGGCCGUAGGACGCAAGAACCCCGCAAGUAGCACGCGACAGCUCCUAACGGGCGAAAUGAUCGAUACUCUGGCGGUUAUCUUGCGUGCGACGCGUGUGGAGUACGUGCCGAUGACCGGGAAAACUUAUUCAGCCUGCGACGGAGCGUUGACCCUGUCAUGGUAUCGCAACGACUACCUCGACACGCGAACGGACGGCUUCGACACGGUUCAUUGCGAGGACCCCGACCUCAGCGCGUCGCGCUGCGUGGUCUUUGCAGGCAUGGCUUCGAUAAAGAUGGAAAUGGUGCGUGCAGCAACGAUGCAAUGUCAACCUGCUCUCAUGUUCAUCGCAGAUGACGCUACCUUGAUCCAGUUCGACACUCUCGUCGUGAACGCCGGGGCACACCGUCGAUCGGGGGGGUUGGAGGCGUACGGGUCGAUGAUGAAGAACGCUAGCGAGAUUCUGACCUCGUCGAUGAGGCGGUUACACGGGGAUAACGCCAUCUUGGUGGUCAGGAACACCGUCCCGGGUCACGGCGAAAGCUACGAAAGGUGGGAGACGGCCGAAGAAAAGAUGUUCAGUGGACCUGUUGAUGUAGACACGGCCCUCGACCUCGUCGAGAAAGGACGGCCGGGGUACCUCUGGAGCACAUUUGGCGAUAAAAACAAGCUCCUGGAGGAAGCUUUCGUGGCUGCGCAUGGCAGCUGGACACUGCUGGAUGCCUACUCGCCGACAAUACUGCGCGCAGACUCCCACCCCUCGGCAAACGAUGGCCUGCACUACUGCGUGCCUGGGCCCAUCGACAAUUGGGUGGUACUGUUGUACAAUAUUCUCCUCGAGAGAGUCACAAACAAAGUGAACUAGGGUAGCAAUUGCCCCCCUACCCCCCAAUGGGGCGGAAGGCCACAUCGAGGCGGAUGGCGGUGAGGGUUUGGGAGGAGGUCAGGUCAAGUGUAGGAAGAACAAGAGAGACGACCGUUGAAGGGGGGUGAGAAGGGACGGAGGAUGGAGACCCAGAGGAAGACGUGAAGACGGUUGCGAAAGGCGAGAGGGGAUGGAAGCGUAGCGGUCGCCAAGACUAACGGAACAGAAAAGUAGUGAUUGCACAUCUGUAUGCAUUUCUAUGUGCCGUGGCCCUGAUGGCUACAAGUCUCAGAAUGGCAAAACUACGGUUUGCACGUGUUGCCGCUGAUGUGAAAAUUGACAUACUUUUCUCAGGAUGUCACUGAAAGUGACCAUCCGCAGCAAUAACCAGGAAUGAAUCGAGUCAACAACGAUACAUCUCACACGCAAGGGGAUGUCGAGGAAAACUGUUACAACGUAGUCAGGCACAGUUUACCAUAGGUGCGACUGCGGCAACUAGCCUUCCGUAAAAAUAAUACAGAAAGAAGAGAUGGUACUCAGCAGAGAACAUGAGCACAGAGUUGUAGCGGAGAUAACUUUGCAGGCGAGACUGUAGUUGUUUUAUUGUUCCGAACCCCGAAAUUCCGGUACUCGGGCCAUUACCCCGGAGACCCUCGGAACCUGCUGUGUUUUUGCUGCUUGUUUUUUGUUUUGUUUUGUUGUUGAGAUGAGAUACAAGCGCGCCUUCGCCCCUUGUGCUCACUCUCAUCUAGCACUCAUCAAAGCCUAACCAGGGAGUCAGUUGAUAAGAACAUAUCUCUACAUUUCUCUUUCCAAAGCUCGCUCGGGCCUACCGAUCUCACAGCAGUGUAGACCAACCUCUGUGAUAAAGCGGCGACAGCAGUGUAACCUCUGUGGUAGACUACAAAGUCUACGAGCUACAGCAGCACCGCCACCUCCGCUGCUGCAGGACGCCAUAUUCUGUGAGGUUAUGAGCCUCGCUUUAUGCGAACACUAGGAGCUGCGGAACUCACGACGGAGGUCAAGACAUCCUACUGCUGUGGACAACAACAUCCGUCUGUGGACUUCGAGCGGAAAUCUGGAUUCGGAGAUUUGGGAGACCAUCAACGGUCAGCGGAAACGAAAGUGAGCGCACUACUUGGUCAUCUUCACCAAGGGGCUGAGAGUCCAUUAUACACACACGUUGUCACUGCUGCAACAGCAGUAGUGGGUACCUCUGUGGUGAACAAACAGCAAAGUGUUGCGCGGGAAGCCUCGAUUUAGACAUCGAGCAAAUACUUCCUGUCGCGGAGACAAGAGGGAAGACUGUAUCAACAGCGAAAGUCGACCGGGAACCGUAGUCCUAUUCACCGAUUCCCUAAGUGAGGAGAGGGUAUCAGGUGCGGGGUCGCAAAUUGGCCUACAACCGGAGUUCUAUUCACCAAUUCCCUAAUGAGCAAAGGGUUUCAGAAGCGGGGUCACGAAUCGGCAACCGGAGUCCUCUAUAUCAAUAGAAGGAGCGGGGCUGGAAAAAUCUCAGCGACAGAUUGCUGAGUA
Messenger RNA from Ectocarpus sp. CCAP 1310/34, 2799 nucleotides. NCBI's taxonomy places the organism in Eukaryota, Phaeophyceae, Ectocarpales, Ectocarpaceae. The record is from the annotation of a GenBank genome assembly.